Molecule: messenger RNA, 2269 nt
Organism: Procambarus clarkii (red swamp crayfish)
Lineage: Eukaryota; Metazoa; Arthropoda; Malacostraca; Decapoda; Cambaridae
Source: RefSeq, a predicted model, not a curated record
CCGCUUCACCGCGCCAACAUCGUCGAGAGUAAGCCCACUCUGACACUUCUGCAACUCAACUACAGGGACGCCGGCCUGUACACCUGCCUGGCCUCCAACUCUGAGGGCGACGGUCAGAGCAACGCGGUCGCUCUCCAUAUAGACUACGCCCCCGUGUGCGAGUGGGAGGGAGCCAGGGAGGUGUUGGCCUCCGUGGGAGAGAAGGUAGAGAUGGAGUGUCUCAUCAGAGCUUCUCCUGCACAAGUCUCCUAUACCUGGGAAAGUGUGACCUUCACUCCAAACAUGGAACAGAUACGGUCGCCGCUGCACCACCAGGACUCUGGGCUGACGUCUCUGGGUUGGGCAGUAGCUGACAACAGCAGCAGCGGGGCUCAAAGAGCCGAAUGUCAGCCCAGUAACGAGGUGGGGCCUGCUGACCGCCCCUGUGUCUUCACCAUCCUGCUUGUGGACGAGCCGAGUGAGCUGAUUGGCUGCCACUACCAUGACGUCACUACGGACUCAGCCGGGGUCACGUGUUCUCCCGGGGUCACGUCUGGUCAACUCAAACAAACCUAUCACAUUGAGGUGCGGGAAGGGUCGACAGUGGUGGCAGAAUACAACAACACAGAGCCCAAGUUCAACAUCACCUCCCUGGCGCCAGGCAGAGACUACAUGUUGUCAGUGUUCACCAGUCACGUCAAGGCUCGCGGCCACCCCACCACCUUGAUCAUGAAGACCCACACCCCCAAGGCCGAGCAGGUCGCCCCAGAGAGAGUCUCCGUCAACUUAAACAAUCACGGAGAGGAGCCUCCGCCCCUUACGGACGACUCUCCGGUGAAGCCUGGAGGAACCCCGGUGAGCGUGGUGGUGUCUGGGGUGGUGGUGGGCGUGGUGGUGGGCGUGGCAGUGGUGGUGGCGGGCGUGGUCACCUGUAGGGCCCGCCACGCCCAGAGGAACUCCCCGGGGAAGACCCACCAGCAUCACAACGCUUCCAGAAACUCGCUUCUGGAAUUGCCUCAAGGAGCAUUGUACCAGUCCUACACCAGGCAUCCUUCCUGUGAGCUGUUGACAACGUUCUCCCCAGGACCCGUGGUUGUGACACAGGUAACUUCCGGGCGGUCGUCCAAGCGCUCGUCUCCACUUUUCCGAAAAUCCUCCACCCGAAGCGCCCCUGGGGGCCCCUCCCCCAGGGGCAUGCGGCCCCGAAGCUCCUCGUGCCGCGGGGGUCCAGUCCACGUGUUGGAGGUGGAGGCCGACGACAUCACCACCCCGAGAGUGGAGAUCCAGUCGCCCUCCAGGCUGUCGAGGCUAAGCUUGAGGAGCGAAGCCUUCAGACUCCGAGACUCUCCCUCGCCUUUAUCGCUGCAGUGUGAGGCCUUGCAGCAGGCGGAGUCUCAAGCUGAACUGCACCUGGUGGCCCAGGGUGAGGCUCAGGGUGAAGCUCAGUCUGCAUCUCGCGUUCAUCUCCAGUCAUUCUCAGCAUCCCAUCUGCGUCCUUCAUCCCAGCAGCGCGUCUCACCUCAGCCUUAUGAUGCCGUGAUGCUGCAGCAUCUUCAUCCCCAGGUUCACACUAUCCCUCACACGGUGCCGCAGAUCACACUCACGUCACAAGCUCACACGGCGUCUCACCCUGAUCUAGCCUCCUCCCAGCCUCUCCCUGAAGACCUGCCUCAUACUCAGUUACAUCCCUCCAUCUUGACACGGAAGUACAGCACGGCGUCACUCCGUGGUGACUGCCCUGGUCGGUCUUCCCCCGUGUCCCACACCGGCACGCCCCCACACACUCCGUGCACACUACACACUACAACCCUCCCACGUAACCUGCAUCACACUCCCACUCUCCCACACAAAGUUAUACAGCCACUAGCAGCAGCAGCACCCACACCACCACACACAGCCACACUAACACACACAGCCACACACUACACAACCACACUCACACAGCCACACCACCACACACAGCCACACUACCACACACAGCCACACAUCCUCACCCCAGUACACAUCAACAUACCGUUUCACUCCCUCACACGACUACACCGCCUUACACAGGUCCAGCCCCUUACACAGGUACUCUCUCCCCUUUGGUAACAGCUCAGGUUCGACCAGCAGUGCGUUCUGUGGCCUCCCAGCCGCAACCGGUUCAUCCAAAUCCCCAUUUCUCCCAGUCCCCAGCGCAAGAACCACUGGAACCUAACCAUUCCCACACAACCCCUCACCUAGAACCACCUAUAAUACAAUGUAGUUCACCUCAAAGUGCUUCAAUAAAACUUUAUCCAACUUUUCGGUA